CCCUACGUUCGUAAGCAUCAUGGCCGCGCAUACAUCGCGGUUUUCCCAUAGGCGCCGCCACCUUGUCGGUCGUAUUUGUACGGUGGCCGUGAGUACUACGACGCUGUUGGUAGAAAAGAUGGCCGCACUUACCGCGCGACUUUCUUGUAGAUGCCGCCAUCUUGACGUUUGAUUCCGUAAGUUGGGCAAGUCUUACGUUCUCAAGCAACGUGGCAACGCCCAAAGCGUGGCUUCCGCGAAGACUCCGCUAUCUUGGCGAUCGAUUCCGUACAACAGCCGGUGCUGCUGAAGAGAAGUUCACAGCAGCUUAAAGGAUGACUUCUUCAGAUCUGGAACAGUUAUGCUCUCACAUUAAUGAAAAGAUUGGCAAUAUUAAAAAAACUCUGUCUUUAAGAAACUAUGGCCAAGAACCUACCUUGAAGACUACAUUAAAUAAAAUAGGAGAUGAAGUCAUCAUAGUCAAUGAACUUCUAAAUAAACUGGAAUUGGAAAUUCAGUAUCAGGAACAAACCAACAAUUCACUCAAGGAACUCUGUGAAUCUCUUGAAGAAGAUUAUAAAAAUGUGCAACAUCUCAAAGAAAACAUUCCUCCCCAUUUGCCUCAUGUAACAGUGACCCAGAGCAAUGUUAAAAAAUCAGAUCUUAACCCUGAAGAACCAGUCAAAGUUGAGGAGACUGUACCCACAAAGAAGCCCCCAAAAGAACAAAGAAAUAUUAAAGAAAUUCCAAUUUUAACUUCUGAUGAGUUUAAUGGUGUGCCUGCAUACAUGAAAUCCCGCUUAACCUAUUGUCAAAUUAACGAUGUUAUUAAAGAAAUCAACAAGGCAGUAGUUAGUAAAUAUAAGAUCCUACAUCAACCAAAAAAGACUAUGAAUUCUGUGGCCAGAAAUCUCUAUCACAGAUUUAUUGAUGAAGAAACAAAGGAUACCAAAGGUCAUUAUUUUAUAGUGGAAGCUGACAUAAAGGAGUUUACGGCUUUGAAAGUUGACAAGAGGUUUCACGUGAUGCUGAAUAUUUUACGACACUGCCGGAGGCUGUCAGAGAUCCGAGGGCAGGGACUUACCCGUUAUGUCAUAACCUGAGGCCCUUGUGAGCCCCUUGAACCAACCGACAGUAUAAAGGCUACUCCCAUAUUUUGUUUAUAUAUAAUUCCUUUAGCAUUUUCAUUUUCUUUUGUUUCAUGUAAAAAUAGAACUUUACUGAUGAAGCAUAUAUAUUUUAAAAUUAACUUCCUUUUGGCAAAUAUUUAAGUACCUCUAUGCUAGGUAUAUAUUUGGAACUAAAGAAUAUUCAUGUCUAGUUUCUGUGUUUAGUGGGCAGUGCUGCAGAUUACCCUAAAAGAUAGGUACAUGUGAUAAUAGAAGAAAAAAUUCAAGAAGAUAAGGUCAAGGAUACCCAGACCCUUUGGAAUUAAGUGUCUAAAUUCCAUCAAUAGCAUUUCAGUCCACAGGCAAACUUCCUAGAAGUUGGAUUUGGAUGUGUCUUAUUCGUGUGAUUAUUCUGCCUUCCCGUGCGAUUAGGGAGCAGCAUCCCUGAAGUGCAUCCAGUGUAAGCCUGACUGUAAACUUGUAAUGGAAUUGUAAUAGAAGAAUAUUGAAAGAGAUGAUAAAAUAACAUGUAAUAAGCUUAAUCGUGGUCAUGGAAAAUGGGUGGAUGGACCGUAAGAACACAGCUGUGUUUCCUUUCUGCAUCUGGGGGAGAUUGCUCUGUCUUGUGUCUGUGCUGUCUGCUUGGCAGGCUUAUCCCUGUAGCGGAGAACAAAGCAUCCCACCAGGAGGCCCCAUGGCCUUCUUAGCACCAUCACUGUGAUGACAAGAGUACAUUGUAGGCGCUGCAUAUGUAUUGUUAUCCCUUCCUUCUUCUUAAUUUAAAUGCAGGUAUGUUUAACUUUUCAUGUCUUGCUUUAAAUAAAGGUAAU
Choloepus didactylus (southern two-toed sloth) is the source of this 1918-nucleotide messenger RNA. RefSeq names its product spindle and kinetochore associated complex subunit 1 (gene SKA1). Gene Ontology annotation, cellular component: outer kinetochore; spindle microtubule; mitotic spindle. Bases 315 to 1082 code for a protein of 255 amino acids. Gene Ontology annotation, biological process: cell division; chromosome segregation; mitotic cell cycle. NCBI's taxonomy places the organism in Eukaryota, Metazoa, Chordata, Mammalia, Pilosa, Megalonychidae. The transcript has 7 exons. The record is from RefSeq and is a predicted model, not a curated record. Gene Ontology annotation, molecular function: microtubule binding.